Molecule: messenger RNA, 3328 nt
Organism: Rhincodon typus (whale shark)
Lineage: Eukaryota; Metazoa; Chordata; Chondrichthyes; Orectolobiformes; Rhincodontidae
Product: retinoblastoma-associated protein-like
Exons: 11
Coding region: 16-1173 (385 amino acids)
Biological process (GO): regulation of transcription by RNA polymerase II; cell differentiation; cell morphogenesis involved in neuron differentiation
Cellular component (GO): nucleus; chromatin; Rb-E2F complex
Molecular function (GO): RNA polymerase II transcription regulatory region sequence-specific DNA binding
Source: RefSeq, a predicted model, not a curated record
CACAGAUAAAAGUUAAUGUUUCAAGUCCAUAUGACAUCUUCAGAAUUGAACUUUGACUCACCUUUGUUUGACAUACUCAGACAGCAAAAGGAACAGGAAGAUCAGCCAGAUCAGCCUGAACCCACUAGUACUCUCGAACAACCUUUGCAGCAUAACCACACUGCUGCAGACCUUUAUUUGCAUCCGGACAGAUCCCCGCAGAGAAGAGGGUCCUGUACAGCGCAUGAAGUUCCCACACAGCAAGCAAAGAUUGAGACAUCAUCUGCUGGCCAGUCUCAGUUCCAGCUUCAGCAAAAACCUCAGAGAUUUACCUCACUUUCUCUCUUCUACAAAAAAUUGUAUCGAUUGGCAUAUCUUCGAUUGAUUAUGCUCUGCAACCAUCUUCGUCUGCCAUCUGACCAUCCUCCACUUGAAGCCAUCAUAUGGACUCUGUUUCAACAUACCUUAGGAAAUGAAUAUGAACUUAUGAGAGACAGACAUUUAGACCAGAUAAUGAUGUGUUCCAUGUAUGCCAUUUGCAAGGUGAAGAACAUAGACCUUAGGUUCAAGAUGAUUGUUACUGCCUACAAGGACUUGCCAAACACAAGUCAAGAGACCUUUAAACAUGUGCUGAUCAGAGAAGGGCAGUAUGAUUCCAUUAUAGGCUUCUACAACUUGGUGUUCAUGCAGAGGCUGAAAACCAAUAUCCUGCAGUAUGCUUCAACACGUCCACCAACGCUCUCACCAAUUCCUCAAGUUCCUCGAAGUACAUUUGGUUUUCCAAGUUCUCCACUGCGUGUGCCCGGUGGAAAUAACAUUUAUGUAUCUCCACUGAAAAGUCCAUACAAAACUGAUGGACUGCUCUCCCCGACAAAACUGACUCCAAGAACACGAAUAUUAGUGUCUAUUGGAGAGCCAUUUGGGUCACCAGAAAAAUUCCAAAAGAUCAACCAGUUGGUGAGUUCCAGUGAUCGUCACCUUAAGAGGGCUGGAGAUGCAGGGAGUCUGCCAAAACCCCUCAAGAGGCUUCGCUUUGAUAUGGAUGGUCAAGAUGAGACGGAUGGCAGCAAGCACUUGUCUGGGGAGUCCAAACUACUGCAGCAAAAGAUUGCUGAAAUGACAUCCACAAGAAAUAAAAUGCAAGAACAGAAGCUGAAAGAUGGGGAUGGUGGUAUGAAAAAGGAGGAAAGCUGAGCCCCUCAUCUAUCUCAGUAAUGUGUCUCCAGUGCAUAUGAGCAUAAUCGCCAGUAGCAGAAUCAUCUUCAUGUUGAUUUACAUUCAUUCUUUUUCCCAGAUUUUGUUUUAUAUGGAGUUUAUUUCCUUUUACAAUCUGCAGUUAAUUAGUUUGUCAUUUUAGAGAAUUGUUUUGCCAAACGCUAUGCCUUUAAAGUCAUAUUUUCCUCUAACUGUGAAGCUUCAUAAAAUGUUUGAUUAAAUAACAGAGCAGGCCUGAUCAAAGAAAUUAUCUUGCUUUCCUUCUAAUUUUUACCACUACUAAGUAUUUACAAAAAUGACCAGUGGAAAAAUCUGAAUUCAUAAGCUUCAACUAAAGGCCAUUGAACACACCAGAUCUGCACCGAGUAUAUUAGCUGAUCCUCAACAACUAUCCUCAAUCUUCAGCUCCACUCACCUGUGCUUCCUUUCUCUGGCAUUUCUAAUGUGAUUUGCAUUAGUAUACUUAUUUCAGUACAGUAUUACUUGCUUCAUCCUCAGUAUUUAACACAGGAACUUUUAGCAUUACAACUCCCACUUUUAAAUUCGAUACUUUGACAUGUCCUUCAUUUGUUUCUUAAGCUCAAGAUGUGCUACUCUGUUCAAAUUGCAGAUGUCCUGCUGGGUCCUUGUACCAGAGACUGUGCACAGCUACACUUUUGUAUCUAACUGGAAAUUGAGCCUGUUCUGUUCUAAAUAUUUCUUAAACAUGUUCAUCAGGAUCAUGUAUCAUAAUCAGCAAAGUGGAAUUUCAUCAAAGUUGAUAAGUUUUGUGUAAUCUACAGUUAGAUGCACAGAAUGUUUGUCAGGUGAGAUCUAGGAGAUUGUUGGAGCUAUAUUCAAGUUGGUAAUUUUUACAAGUUCUAGUAUCAAUUCCACAUUAAAUGAAAUAAUCUGCAUGUCAUCUUGAUUGGUCUGUUUUUAAGAAAAUGAAGGCAGUUAACAGUUUUUUAAGGAGGAAAAUAUGGCCCAAAAUAUGUAGCAUUUGCACAAAAUACAUGCAAUUUCAAUUUUAUUAAUGUUUUAUUUAUGUCUAAGAUUUUACUUUUACAAACUAGAAAUAAGUUUGUCUUUAGUUGAAUUGUCUUCAAGCAAAUGUGCCUGCCAGUUUUGGUUCUAGUAUUGAUGCAAGUGUUGUAAGUAAGUUUCCAGCAAGUCAUAUGAAAAAUCUGGCAUUUAUAAUACUUUUCACAACCUUAGGCGUCUUACAUCCAGUGUACUUAUAUAGUUUAAUGCAGGAAAUAUGGCAGAAAAUUUGCAUAUAGCAAUUAAAUAAAUGACUGAAGAUGAUCAAUGUUAAAAGUUGAUUGAGGGAUCAAAAUGGGCUAAGUCACAAGGAGGACUUUCUGAUUAUCUCCUCUGAAUAGGACCAUAGGAUCUUUUCCCUUCACCCGACACGACAGACAGAAACUCUGGCUAUGCAGUGCUUAGUCAAUGAAGUCCCAGCCUAGUUUAUAUGCUCAAGUCUGUGGAUUGGGCCUUGAACUGACAGCAUUCUGGCCCAAAAGGUUAGAAGAGUGCUACACUAGAGUCAAAGCUGAUAUCUUUCAAGUGUAAAUGAUUUGGCAAACUGCACUAUUGAUUUUGAUUUGUGCAUUGAAACAGUACCAAAUGUUGUUUUUCAGAGGUAUAAACAGAUGAACUAUUUAAGUUUGCAGGGGUCAUUAGCAUGUUACCAGCAUUAUGAAUGACGGAAUGAAUACUAAGCCAUUUUGCUGAAUUUUGGCUUAUAUACCACAGACUACUAAAUCAAAAUUUUGAUGAACAAAUUAUGAAGUACAAUCUGUGUUGUAUUUAUAGUAAAUGUUUAAAUUGCCCUAUGGACAGGCAGUAUGAAUAACACUGACAUUUAGUUGGGAUAACUGUAUUAAUGUUGGAUUGUUUCAUACUUGUGAUAGUUGCCUGAGAGAACUUGGAAACUGUUCCUGUCUAUAAAAAGCUCAACAACAUUCAUGCAUGGAUAUCAGUAUUCAUUGAAUUUAAAUAGUUAAUCAAUAUACAGAUCAAACACCUCUCCAUCUUUGAGUAAAAAGGUACAGGUCUGUACUUGUUAUUUGUUUAGCAAACAAUCUAUUUGACUGCACAUUAAGGUACUGUUUUUAUAUUUUAUAUAUAGUCAAUAAAAAUCUGCAACAUG